Messenger RNA from Botrytis porri, 1421 nucleotides. RefSeq lists its product as uncharacterized. The record is from RefSeq and is a predicted model, not a curated record. The transcript is spliced from 2 exons. The coding region runs from base 84 to 1358 and encodes 424 amino acids. Lineage: Eukaryota; Fungi; Ascomycota; Leotiomycetes; Helotiales; Sclerotiniaceae.
UUUCUUCGUGUACUCUCAAAUAGCAAAAGAAGGUCUUUUCUCCGCACCUAGACUUUUCUGAUCUAUAGAAACACUUUAUACUCAUGUUUCUGCACUCUAACCUGCGAAUACGACGUCAGGGCCGGAACUGGCUUCGUUUGGCUUUUAUUCCCAUCCUCAUUAUUCUAUCAGUCGACUUUUUCCUAAAUAUUUCUCUCAAUCCACCGUUGAAACGAGUUUCUUUAUCCUCGGCCCCAUCCGACACUGUCACUCGUAAAGAUCGUAUAUUCAUUGCGAGCAUGCAUUGGAACAAUGAGCUCAUUCUACGCUCCCAUUGGAGUGCGGCCCUAUUAGAUCUAGUCGGAUAUUUCGGCGUAGACAAUGUCUAUAUAUCUAUUGUAGAAAGUGGCAGUUGGGACAACACCAAGGGUGCUCUGAUGGAUUUGGACGUGGAAUUGGGGAAGCUGGGGGUAGAGAGGAGCAUUGAAUUGUUGAAUAUUACACACAAAGACGAAGUGGAACGGAUACCGAAACCAGACGAGGAGGGGUGGAUACAAACGAGCAGGGCCAGAAAAGAACUACGUCGAAUUCCGUAUCUUGCAAAAUUACGAAAUAGAGUUAUGGACAAGCUGAAAAAACUCGCGAACAGAACGGAUGAUCAGGAAGAACGAUCGUUCGACAAGAUACUGUGGCUGAACGACGUUAUUUUCACGACCGAAGACGUCGUGACUCUGCUUGCAACAAGAGAUGGCAACUACGCCGCUGCCUGUGCAAUCGAUUUUUCCAAACCUCCACUUUUUUACGACACCUUUGCUCUCCGCGACAUCGAAGGCGAAAAACCAGUUACGCAAACCUGGCCCUUUUUUCUGGCUGCCGAAUCACGGAACGCGAUGAAGACAAGCACGUCAAUACCGGUUAAAUCAUGCUGGAAUGGAAUAGUGGUCUUUCAAGCAGAACCAUUUUAUGAGAAUCCAUCCUUGCGUUUUCGGGGGGUUCGAGAUAGUCUUGCGCAAUAUCAUUUAGAAGGAUCGGAAUGCUGUCUUAUUCACGCAGACAAUGGUUUGAGUUUGACGAAAGGCGUCUGGCUUAAUCCAAAUGUAAGAGUUUCGUACAAUGCUAAAGCUGAUAUUGUUGUGAAUCCAAAAGGGGGGAAGUGGCCAAGCAAAGGAGAGAUUCUAAAGGGGAUAUGGAGUAAUAGGUGGGCUCGUUGGACGGGAUUCCUACAGAGAUCUCUCGAGCGUUCUUUAGUGGAGAUAAGGGUGCAACGCUGGCGUAGUGAGACAUUAGUUGUAGGACAAACAAAAGUUCAUGAGAAGGGGGUUUACUGUCUGAUAAAUGAAAUGCAGGUUCUUAUGGAAAACGGUUGGGCUCACAUAUGAUUGUUGCUAUUUUGAAUAUACAAAUUAUUUUCUUGUUUUGAAAGCAGAGGACAUGAAAAACAA